Molecule: messenger RNA, 3381 nt
Organism: Astrephomene gubernaculifera
Lineage: Eukaryota; Viridiplantae; Chlorophyta; Chlorophyceae; Chlamydomonadales; Astrephomenaceae
Source: the annotation of a GenBank genome assembly
CCUCUAUCCUUUUUGUUGUUUACAGGAUUGAUUUCGCUCUUGCGUUUGUGUACAUGGCCGCUCUAGCAGCCUUUUUUUAGGAACGACUUGCUUCUCUGCGUUCUCUUGGCUGCCCUAUGCCUACAUUAUUGCGGCCGCUGCCGCACAAUACUGGCAGCGGCAGCAUUUACACCACAACGCGUAGCUCAGUUGCUGGAAGUGCCAAGCUCUGCAUCGUCACAAAUAACGCCUUAGCAUCUGUCGGAUGUAUUCCACGAAUAGGAUUAUGCGGAGCAAACGAAAUUGUUUCCAGGCCAGCGCGUAAAGCUAGCGGCUCAGGCAGCGGCUCGGCCGUGGAGAGCAACGCGUCGACGCUUGCAGGAACGGUAGUUCUCGAACCUCGCAACCUUGUGGACAGCUGUAAUCACACAUCAGGAACUCAACACAUCCUCGAUGCAUCCGGGCCCGCGAUUUCACCUCGCGUCCAGACCUCCAUGCCGGGAUGGAGGCACGCGGAGGCCUCCAUGGCUUACACCCACGAGCUCUUGGACCGCCCCGCGGCUUCAGCCAUAGCCACGGCUUCUACAGCAGCCAGCCAGCCUUCCAUUUCCGGCUCUAAACCAGCAGCAACAUCACCUGCUCCUGCUGCUGCGGCUGCUGAAAUGUCCAGCUUGGAUGCCGACGACUUCACGUUGAGGCGCCUGCCCUCCUCCUCUUCAUCAUCAUCACCAACCGACGGCGACAGCCACCCAGACGCCCAGCCCACCCCCUCCACCUCCGCACCCGACGUCCCUCCUCCCAAGCGACGCCAACCCAGACGCUUCCGCCCCAACACGCCACCUCCUCCCUCCUCCUCCUCCUCCUCCUCCUCCUCCUCCUCCUCCCCCUCCACAUCACCCACCGCCUCCUCCUCCCCGCUCCUCACCCCUGCACGCCGUGGCCGCCCCCGCACCAACCGCACCGCACCACCCCGCCAUCGCCCCUCCUUCUCCUUAUCCCCACCCAAACCCCGCCUCCAACCCCCACCCCCGCCCCUCUCCUGGCCGGACUAUCCCUACACCCGCCGCUCCGUGGCCUCCGCCUGCUCCCCGACGGACAUCCCAGCCCUCAAGCUGGAGGCCCUCUUCCAAUGCGUCCUGCAAUGCCCCCGCGUACCCCCCAAACUCCUCCGCUUCCUGGCCCGUCAAAUCCCCGGCGGCGCUGAAGCCGCGCUAACCGCCAUAACCGCCACCGUUGAACAAAUGGCACGCAUGCUGGGGCGCGAGGUAACGGUUUACCUUGUACGGAAACGGCCCUGGGUGGUUACGGUGCCCGCGGAGUGUUUGGGCGAGCGGCUGGCGACGUUGCAGCGGUUGCUGGGUCUGCCUCCGGGGCCGCAGGGCGGGGUGCUGGAGCUGUUGCGCAAGAACCCCAACCUGCUGCGGCUUACGGGGGACGUGUUGGUGGGGCGGUACCGGGCACUGGCGGGGAGCACCGGGUUCGGGGAGGAGCAGGUCCGCGCGCUUGUUCUCAAGUACCCGCUCAUCCUGAACUACCAGCCGGAGAGCGUGGCGAGCGCUAACUUGGCCCUGCGCCGCCUCUGCUCCGCCCGCGCCGACCUGGCGGCCCACUACUCGCAGCUCAGUCCCAGCCAGUUCGCGUUCUUCAUGCGCGACCGGCUGCAGACGCUGCUGCGGCUGGAGUACCUGCUGCUGACGGGAGGCGGGCGGAGCUGGUCGCUGCGGGAGGUGAUGAAGCGGUCCAACAACCUAUUCAAGAAGUGGGGGCGGGCGGGCGGGCGGGGGGGGGGAUGCGGGUGUGUUUUGGGGAGAAUGAGCAGCUGUGUUAGAAAAACUGGCCGAGCAGCUGUGUGUGUGAUGGCGGAACUGAGGGGCCGCACAACGGACAGUGACCAGCAGGGGUGCAGUGGUAUGCCCCGUCACAGUAGGGUGUGUCAUGAGCGCGUGUAGGAGAGAAAGAGGGAAACCACGUUGCUGAUGUGAGCGCGGGCGGUGCAUGGCGGCUGGGAUGUCAGGCUGGUUGGAAGGCUUAGCGGUGCACCUUCGGGAUACUACCCCUCAUGUCCUUACCCCUCAUCACCCACCCUCUCCCUUUCUCCUCUUCCCCUCCUCCACUCCAGGACCUUCAAGUCCUUCCGUCCCUGGGCCGAGGCCCGACUCCGCCGCCUGCAAGCCCGCCUCUCCGCCGCCAAGGCCCAAGCCCAAGCCGCCGCUCGGGCGGGGGGUCUGCCCGCCUCGCCCCUGCCUCCCCCCCAGCUGCUGGAUGCCGCGGAAACGCAGGCGGAGCGGGAGUACCAAUCGGAGGAGCAGCUGCGGUUCCGGGAUGAGUUCCUGGCGCGGCGGGAGCGGGACAUGCGGGAGGCGGCGAAGCGGGAGGCGCAGCGGCAGCGUGCGAUUGAGGAGUUGAUUGCGGCGGAGGAGCGGCGGAGGGAGGAGGCGGAGCGCAGGGAGAUGGCUGGGGAAGGGGAGGAGGAGGAAGAGGGGCAGGGGCAGCGGAGAGGGAGUGACGGCAGGGCAGCACCUCAGCAGCAGCAGCAGCAGCAGCACCUGCGACCACCGUCACCACCUGCAAGGGGACAACCACCGGUCGGGCCCGGAGGAGGAGGAGGAGGAGCAGCAGCAGUAGCAGCACUAGGGAGGGUGCCCCCAGGCGGUGUGGGGAGAGGCUUCCCGGGUGCACCGCCCAGACCAAUGCAACAAGGGGCCUUCCUUGGGCCCUCCCCGCCAUACACCGGCCCGACCCAUGGGUCACCCCAAGCUUCCUCCGGCCCUGGUAUGAUGGGCAUGGGUCCCCGCCCCAUGCCUCCUGACGGCGGCAUGGCGUGGAGGCAGCAGCAGCCGCCGGCAGGGCCUCCAUCGUCGCCGUCCUCGGGGCCACCUGCGGGGCCUUCUGGGCACGAUGAGGUGAUGAUGCGGCGCGACGGCGGCGACGUGCUGGCGUCUGUGAGCCUGGGGCAGCAGUGGCGGCGGCCGGGCAUGAAGUUCCAGCCGCCGUCAUCGCAGCCGUUGCCUCCUCAGCAGCAGCAGCACCCGCAGCAGCAGCAGAUGCACGCAUCCCCACCCGAACACAUCCCUCAGCAGCAGCCACCACAGCCACAGCAGCAGCAGGGGCCGUUGGAGCAGGGGGGCCCAUCACCGCAUGGCCCCCCACCUCAGCAGCAACAACAGCUGCGUUGGCAGGGGCAAUGGCAGCAACCCAUGCAAGGGCCGCCGCAGCAGCAGCAGCCGCAGCGCAUGUCACCCCAGCAGCCAUUCGCGCAGCCGCGGCAACUAGGCUGGCAGCAACAAGGGGCACCGCCGCUGCUUCCGCCGCAGCAGCAGCAGCAACGGCCCCAGCAGCAAUGGCAGGAGGCGCGGCAAGCAGGGCCGGGUGUGGAGCAGCAGCAGGGGCGGAGUAUGUGGG